AUGGGCUUCACAUCCGGCCUGCUGGGCGGAUUCACCCUCACCGCCUCCCUCCUCUACCUAACCACCCGCUUCCACCGCGAAACCCGCCUACACCAAGCGACCCUCCUGCGGCAACAAUCGCUGGUCCUGAACAACGUCGUCGAGCCCCUGCCACCACAACCUCCUCCCCCGGCACGCGAGGUCCCCGCGGGAUUGUGGGAGACGGCGAAGGACAAGUGGAACGCGGAGCUGGAGAAUAAUGUGCGGAAACUGUGGAGUACGGAUUGGAAUGCGGUGAGGGAGGGAGCGGAGGAGAGCGUUAGUGCGGUGUGGAGGAGGGCUUUUAGUGGAGCGAGGGAGGGGGUGGAUGCUGGGGUGGUGAAGGCGCAGGAGGGGAUUGACGUUGCGGGGAGGAAGGUGAAGGAGGGGGUUGAUGUGGGAGUGGAGAAGGCCAGGCAGGCGGUGAAAUAG
Zasmidium cellare ATCC 36951 is the source of this 450-nucleotide messenger RNA. RefSeq lists its product as uncharacterized. Gene Ontology annotation, cellular component: MICOS complex; mitochondrial crista junction. Gene Ontology annotation, biological process: cristae formation. NCBI's taxonomy places the organism in Eukaryota, Fungi, Ascomycota, Dothideomycetes, Mycosphaerellales, Mycosphaerellaceae. The transcript has 2 exons. Bases 1 to 450 code for a protein of 149 amino acids. The record is from RefSeq and is a predicted model, not a curated record.